This is a messenger RNA of Siniperca chuatsi (mandarin fish), 1353 nucleotides long. It is a transcript of the gene igfbp7, whose product is annotated as insulin-like growth factor binding protein 7. Gene Ontology annotation, biological process: regulation of cell growth; regulation of signal transduction. The record is from RefSeq and is a predicted model, not a curated record. The transcript has 5 exons. Gene Ontology annotation, molecular function: insulin-like growth factor binding. Gene Ontology annotation, cellular component: extracellular region. Bases 80 to 880 code for a protein of 266 amino acids. NCBI's taxonomy places the organism in Eukaryota, Metazoa, Chordata, Actinopteri, Centrarchiformes, Sinipercidae.
AGAUCAGAUCUCAGUGUGUUUAGACCGUGACACAGUUCAGACCAGCAGAGUUCACAUCAGAGAUCUCCAUCAGACCAUCAUGAGAUCUUUCACCGUCUUUCUGUGUCUGGUUCUGUCGCUGCUCUCGGUCCUCCUGGUCCGGGUCUCUGCGGGUCCGGGCUGCGGACCAUGUGACCCGGCUCAGUGCGUUCCUCUCCCCGGGGAGGGCUGCCCUGCCGGCUCUCUGCUGGACUUCUGCGGCUGCUGCCGGGUGUGCGCCGCUGCCGAGGGAGAGCUGUGCGGCGGGCGCCGCGCGGCAGCGCGCCGCUGCGGCUCCGGACUGGAGUGCGUCAAAAGCGACGAAGACAAGAAGAACAAGCUGGGAGUCUGCGCCUGCAAGAGCAACCACGAGGUCUGCGGAACCGACGGAGUGACAUACAGGAGCGGCUGCGCACUGAAGAGCGCCAGCCUGACAGCCGAGACACAGGGCAAAGAACCCAUUAACAUCCAAAACAAGGGCCGCUGCGCCACAGCUCCGGUCAUUGUCACUCCUCCAGGAGAGGUCUAUAACGUGAGCGGCUCUCAGGUGUACCUGAGCUGUGAGGCGGUGGGCGUGCCCACACCUGUCCUCACCUGGAAGAGGGUCCUCAGUGGGAAGAAGAGGAUGGAGCUUCUUCCUGGAGACAGAGACAACCUGGCGAUUCAGACGAGAGGAGGACCAGAGAAACAUGAAGUGACCGGCUGGGUGCUGAUCUCCCCUCUGACAAAAGAAGAAGAAGGAUCGUACGAGUGUCACGCCACCAACUCUAAAGGAGAAGCUUCAGCUGUCGGAGCGAUUCACCUGGUCGAGUCCAUCGAUGACAUCAUCGUCAAGAAAGUGACGAAGGAAGAUGAGCUGUGAUCAGCUGAUCAGAGAUCAAUGAAGACGAUCGUCACAGGAAACAGCUGAAAAUGAUUUUUUCAGUGAAAUUAUCUGAUUUUUCUUGAUGUUUCUGUUACAAAGGCAAACAUUUGAGAUCAAAUCGAUAGAUUUAAAUCCUCUUAAUCUUUACAUUCUGGAUUCAGAGUUUUAGUUAAACUUUUCUUAUUUUAACGUUUUACAUUUUUUAAAAUCAUUUAUUAUGUUUUUCUCUUCUGAGCAGAUGAACUGAAAUCAGUCAGAUUUGUAUUUUGUUAAGAAUCUGAUCGCAGCCACUGCAACAGUUCCUCAGUUCAGGUCUGAAUAUUAACUUUGAUGUUAAAGUUUAAUAUUUCUUUAACAUUAAACUCUGUUAAACUAUUUUCUUUCUCUGAGCUUCAGUUUGUUUGUUGGUGGAAACUAAAAAUAUUUUCUUCUGUAUUUUCUCUGAAUAAAAUAAAAUAUCUUUAACUUAA